Molecule: messenger RNA, 2919 nt
Organism: Penicillium samsonianum
Lineage: Eukaryota; Fungi; Ascomycota; Eurotiomycetes; Eurotiales; Aspergillaceae
Product: DDHD family phospholipase
Exons: 4
Coding region: 1-2919 (972 amino acids)
Cellular component (GO): cytoplasm
Molecular function (GO): metal ion binding; glycerophospholipase activity
Source: RefSeq, a predicted model, not a curated record
AUGGCGGGCUCGAUCCACACCUACGGUCCGAGUUGCCUGCUGGUGGACGAAGAGCAGGACCUCACCAGAUUUCAAUCGCUUCCAUCACCACCAGAGAUCCGGUCACAGUUCUUCUAUAUCUCAUCAUUGCCGAUCGAUGAUCCACUGGCUCCCCUGCCUCCACCUGCAAGCCACGGGACCGGCAAUGAGAGACUUCCUCCCACGCCAUUCUCGGCCAGGGAUAACAUCGCCUUAGAGGAAGCUUGGCAUGAUCUACGGGAAGCGAGAAAGACCAAAUUCGCUGGAAACCAUGGAUCCAGGCCAAAUACAUCGACAGGGCCGCCUGGGAUAGCUGUGCCCAGUCAUGAAUCGGUAUCAAAUGUCGAACGCCGCAAGGCAGCCAACCAAGAGGAUCCCUCCUUGGUUGGCAGUAGAGGAAGCACCCUGAGCAAUCCUCCUUCCUUCCCGGACGACCUGCCCUCUCACAGUCACAAGAGUCAUCUCGCUUUUGCUAUAGGCAGUGCUGGAAUACGACCCCGUCAACUCGGCAAGGAAAACCGCAUGGGCUCCCCACUAAGUGAUGGGUUUAAACACGACACUUCGAGAGGAAUUGCCAUCGAUCGGAAAAGAGCGCGGUCGUCUUCGGUCAAUGAGUCCAGUGCAGCCAAAAGAAGAAGCAGUUCUCCAUUGGAGGCUGAGAACGUGGAUGAAGGAGACGAGGAGAUUGGAAGUCUACGAGCUGAUCGUUCUCAUGAUGCAAGCAUGAGUGGCUCUCCUUUUAUACGAGCACCGAUAUCUCAACCUCAGACCCCGCUUGGUCGCUCAUUUGAGUCGUCUUCGUCAAGAGAAGGAGGCGAAUGGCAGGCGGAACUGCGAACCAGUACUGCUCAUCGAAGUGCCCCGAAACCUUCGGGCCUCAGAACGACUGUGAGCCUAGAUCAAUUGACCCAGGACUCGCAGAGGGAGAGGACAGAGGAGCCAAACGUACAGUCAAAGAUCCCGGUCGGUGUCUCACGACUUCAUCUGGUCGAGUUACCGAACCUCAAGAUGAAACCUAUCUACUGGAGCCCUCUUCAGGACAUAUCAAGUGUGGUCCGAGCUACUUGGUUCUACAAAAAUACCAUGUUGCCUGUUGAGACUGAACUUGCGAACAAAUUGGAGGAAGGUUACGUUUACUUGAAGCCAUGGAGCGACACUUGGCAAGAUGAACUGAAUAGUUGUGUAGAAAACGGGGCGGAUGCCGAGUUGAAAAUCGUUCACCCGCUGUGGACAAAACAAGACAGUCAGCCUACAACUGCACAAGCGCCACAGAGUUGUGAUUCGCCUCUGGAUGAGGCAGAGGAUCCCUUAAGAUUCGACAAGAAUCGAGCUGCUGGCGGCACCUCUGUUCACUCUGAGACUAUCAAGUCAUACCUCACAUCGAGUGCCAUCUAUGUCGAUGCAACAAAUGCCCAAGUACUUCGGCCCAGCUUACUUCCCUCAGUGUCGAGGGGACGACGACCUCUUAGUGCAAUAAGGAAAGGCCGUCAGAUAGGUAUACCUGUGGUUCGCGGCUUUAGUCGAAAAUUAUGGGAACUACUGCACCCAUCAAAGCCCAAUCCUAUCGAUGUGCGCCAUUACAUCCGCAAGACCCAGUCAAGAAGUCCUUCUGCGCGAGGUGAACAAAUAUGCUAUGCAUGCAAGAUGGAGGAGUCGCGACCACCUCCAACGGACUUGGUUCUCGUUAUCCACGGCAUCGGGCAAAAGUUAUCAGAAAGGAUGGAAAGCUUCCAUUUCACUCAUGCCAUCAAUGCGUUUCGGCGAGAGGUGAACAUGGAGCUCAACAACGAACCUGUCUGGCAGCACGUGCGCCAGGAUCAUGGGGGAAUCAUGGUUCUUCCUGUGAAUUGGCGCACGAAUCUGUCGUUGGAUGACCCCGACGUUGAGUCGGGCAUCGAAGACCCAGCUAGCAACAACUUUUCUCUUGCAGAUAUCACCCCCCAGACGCUUCCCGCUAUCAGAUCCCUAAUCAGCGAUGUGAUGCUCGACAUUCCUUACUAUCUGUCACACCACAAACCGAAGAUGGUCAAGGCAGUGAUUAGAGAAGCGAACCGUGUGUAUCGCCUCUGGUGUAAAAACAACCCAGGGUUUCAAGACCACGGCCGCGUACAUCUCAUCGCUCAUUCGCUCGGAAGCGUGAUGGCUAUAGAUAUUCUCAGCCAUCAACCAACACAUGUUCCUCGGUUUGACUUUUCCAAUACGGCUUUACACAGCGACAUUUUUGAGUUCGAUACUAGACAUCUCUUCCUCUGCGGAAGCCCAGUCGGCUUCUUUCUGCUUCUCAAUAAGGCUAGUCUUCUUCCCCGAAAAGGCAGAGACAAGCCAGGCAGCGAAGGUGACGAUUUGCUUCGUGGCGUUGCCGGUGAAGCGGGUCAAUAUGGCUGUCUCGCCGUAGACAAUCUCUACAAUAUCAUGCACACAACGGACCCAAUCGCGUAUCGAGUCAAUGCAACAGUGGACUCAGACCUCUCCAACUCCCUCAAAAUGGGCUCUAUCCCCAGCUCCACUUCCGCCUUUUGGCAAUCCUUCGGAAGCGUCUUCCGCUGGAGCUCAACCUCGUCAACAUUAUUGCCCGCCACAGCCCCUACCCGCCCAACAGCAGUCUCCAAGCUCCCAUCCAAUGUCGAGCUCGAGACCCACGACUUCACUCGCGAAGAGAUUGCUGAAAAACGCAUGCUUCUGCUCAACGAUAACGGUCAAAUUGAUUAUUAUCUCUCAGGUGGUGGCGGCCCGUUGAAUAUCCAGUACCUCAACAUGCUGAGUGCGCAUAGCAGUUACUGGACAUUGGGUGAUUUUGUGCGGUUCUUGGUUGUGGAGAUUGCGAGAAAGCAGGGGAGAGAAGGGACGCUGCUUGCUUUUCGGUCGGAGAAGAAGAAGGGAUGGAAGUAUUCAAAAGGGUGA